AAUCUAGCCGGAACUGCCGAAACCGUCGUGCUGCGGCUGUGGCUGAAUCCUCGUAACUGAUGGCGACUGCCAGUAGCGACUUUGUGGGGACUGAAAGGCUUCUUUACCGCAUUAGCCUGUAAUAUACCAGCAAUCAUGACAGUUCAACUGAUGAUUUGACCGCUCAGUUUAUACGCUAAGCCGUCCAGUGCUCCAUGCUGCUUAACUUGUUCUGCAUCUUGUUCGUGCUUGCCAUGACAAAGAUUUGAGUCGUUCAAGAGUUUGGGGACUUCGCGCUGUGGAGCCGACGUACUGCUCAUGUCGUCCCUGCAAAAGCAAGUGCUGAAGAAUAGGUUGCCUCCCAUGCGACCGAAGCCGUUCUCCAGGGGUAGAGGAAAGUCUGGAAUGCUUCGGAGAGACUAUACGCCGUUAUCCUGGCGCGACUACUUUUCCGAAGCGCUGUGGGUCAGAACAUCUGACAGUGAUACUUUUAGGGUGUACAUGAAAGGAUCCCAAGGACCUCUCCUUCUCCUCCUCCAUGGAGGUGGCUACAGUGGCCUCACGUGGGCUUUAUUCGCAAAUGAAGUUUGUCAAAUCGUGGAAUGCCAGGUAGCCGCUCUUGACAUUCGAGGCCACGGUGAAACAGUAACAUCUGAAGAAAUGGACCUGUCUGCAGACACACUUUCCAAAAUUUUGUGCUUUUACAGUGAUGUAGGCAACGUUUACAACGCAAUGUACCCGGAUGAGUCUCAUCAACCGCCAGUGGUUCUUAUUGGACACAGCAUGGGUGGAGCAGUAGCUGUUCAUGCUGCCUACAAGGGUGUCAUCCCCAACUUGAUUGGCCUCAUCGUCAUUGAUGUUGUAGAAGGCACUGCCCUGGAAGCACUUCAAAACAUGCAGUCAUUCCUGCGAGGAAGGCCUUCUUCAUUCAAGUCCUUGGAGUAUGCUAUAGAGUGGUGUGUUCGUAGUGGCCAGGUGCGCAACUUGGAGUCUGCUCGUGUCUCCAUGCCAAGCCAGCUCAAAAAUGCCAAGACUGGAGAGCCAGCAACCAAAGGCUUGCCUGACGCACCAACCAGUUCCGUGUCAGAGGACUCACCACAUGGUCUGCCUGUAAAUGAUGCUUCACCUCGAUCCAUGCCUAGAGAGGACCAAAUUGCUGAAAUUCCAGAGGACGAUAGCAUGCCUUCUCCGAGCUCAUUCACUGGAUUCAGACAGCCAUCGCCAGUGUGUUCGGACGAUUCUCCGAAAUUCGUUUGGCGGAUAGACUUGUCUGGAACCGAGGAAUAUUGGAAAGGAUGGUUUGCAGGCCUGUCUUCUUUGUUUCUCUCUGUCCCAGCUCCGAAGCUCCUCCUUUUGGCAGGGGUGGACCGACUAGACAAGGAUCUCACCAUUGGUCAGAUGCAAGGGAAAUUUCAAAUGCAAGUACUUCCUCAAUGUGGCCAUGCUGUACAUGAGGAUGUCCCAGGAAAGGUAGCUGAGGCUGUAGGAACGUUUCUUGUACGCAACAAGUUUGCUGUACCUGCAUCAAAUUUUCAAAGGACAUUUCCAGCCUGCUAGAUUUCACUCAAGUUGUAUUGUCUUAUGAGUAUUGCACUAAUAAAAUGUUGUGUAAUGUUGAAAAUACCACACAUAUCGUGGGUACAAA
Messenger RNA from Rhipicephalus microplus (southern cattle tick), 1624 nucleotides. Its product is annotated as protein phosphatase methylesterase 1. The record is from RefSeq and is a predicted model, not a curated record. NCBI's taxonomy places the organism in Eukaryota, Metazoa, Arthropoda, Arachnida, Ixodida, Ixodidae. Gene Ontology annotation, biological process: protein demethylation. Gene Ontology annotation, molecular function: protein methylesterase activity.